Molecule: messenger RNA, 3847 nt
Organism: Nematostella vectensis (starlet sea anemone)
Lineage: Eukaryota; Metazoa; Cnidaria; Anthozoa; Actiniaria; Edwardsiidae
Product: A disintegrin and metalloproteinase with thrombospondin motifs 18
Exons: 29
Coding region: 160-3693 (1177 amino acids)
Biological process (GO): extracellular matrix organization; proteolysis
Cellular component (GO): extracellular matrix
Molecular function (GO): metalloendopeptidase activity
Source: RefSeq, a predicted model, not a curated record
GCACUUAACAGUCAUUGAUGCUAAUAGUAUCAACUAACAUCCACCUUAAGUAGAAAUCACUUUACGCGGAUUAGUUGCAGUUUUAUACCGUUAUAUAUACAAGCAAUAGUGUGUUUAACGGUGCUACUGUAAGAAUAUCGCGUCUACGCAGUUAAAAGGAUGAUCCUGCUACGGUGCACUUGCUUUGUCCUCGUAGCUACUACGAUCGGCGUCUUCGGCUCUGCCGCCAAGAAUGCACAGACGGUUCACCAUCACAUGACCAGUAGAGAGCUUCAGAAAUACUUUGGGGUGGACCAACACAAAGAUGUUCCCGAGUAUGACGUCACUCACCCAUACCAGUCUACCUCGGCCGGCACAUUCCUGUCUUACGAUCUACAUAGCGACCAUCGAUCCCGACGCAGCACUGACAUUCACGACAAGCGCUACAACAUCCGGGCAUUCGGGAAAAAUAUGCACCUCAAACUCCGAGAGAACAAACGGCUCCUCGCCCCAGGUCUGAAGGUGGAGGAAUACCAAAACGGCCAUGUUCGACGGAGUGAGCUUCCCAUGGGGACUAAGCACUACAUUGGCGAAAUCGAAGGAGAUGCUAAAUCAAUCGUCGCUCUUAGCUAUAAUGAUGGUCUGACCGGGAUGAUUCAAACACGUGACGAGCCUCUGUUUGUGCGCCCUAUACCCCGCCACCUCGCCGCGCAAGUGGGACAUCCCACGCAUGCCACGCCUCAUAUUGUGUACAGGAGAGCGGCAAAGCAUCUUGAUAGUUUUGAGAUUGAUCGGGAUCUCCCUACUUAUCAAGCAUCCAAGAGAUCUUUGCCUCAAUCCCACGUAACCAAGAGAAGCUUGUCAAACAUUUCAACCAUCGAAAUUGGUCUUGUGGCUGAUGACGUCAUCUCUAGUAUCCACGGAAACGACAGCCGAAAUUAUUUACUCCAAAUGGCAAAUGUCUUGCACAGCUUGUUCCAGGACAGCUCGAUUGGCGCACAAAGGGUGUCUAUUGCUGUCACACGCCUGAUGUUUGUAAGAAAUGCUGAUAUCGGCCUAAGUGCCACAGAUGAUAAGGGGACGAAACUGAGCAUGAUCACAACGUGGGCCUCUCAGAACCAAAUAAAUCCGGAAAGUGAUGAUGACCCGGAUCACUUUGAUGCCUUGGUGUUUAACGCGAGGGGUAGCGAUCCAGGAGGGCUUGCUCAAAUGUCCGCAAUCUGUGUGGGAGCCAUUGCGCCUUCAAUGUCGAACGACAUCGGGCUGCAAACAGCCAUGAUCAUUGCGCAUGAGCUGGGGCACGGUCUCGGCGUUGGACAUGACCAGACGGACAGCUGUCCAGGGGGAGUCAAUAUCAUGUCAGGCCACUCCUCUGGGGGUCCUGGAGCUUUCCAGUGGUCCAGCUGUAGUAAAAACGUUAUUCAAAACUUCCUCAGUGGACCUGGUUCUAGCUGCUUGAAAGACUUACCACCAGUACCACGACCUCAAUUUCCGCAUACGAAUAAACUCCCCGGUCAACUGAGUGACGGUGACGCCCAAUGCAAAGCUAUGUACAACUACCAGUACUGGCACUGUCCACAAAAAAUAAGCGAUUGUGCUUCUCUGUACUGCACCAAUACCAACACAACCUGCAGCUCGUCCGUGGUACCUCCUUUGGACGGUACUAGAUGCGGACCAAGACACUGGUGUAUCCGCGGGACAUGUGUUGAUGAUGGAUCGCCUAUCAUUAAUGGAGGCUGGAGCGAGUGGUCUACAUACGGGGACUGCAGCACAACCUGUGGGGGAGGGGUACAGUGGCGAUCUCGUACUUGCACUAAUCCAGAACCUGCUAAUGGUGGCGAUGAUUGCGAAGGUUCCUCAAAAGGUCAUUUCAGAAUAUGUAACGCAGAGGCUUGUCCCGUUGAGGCCGUGCCAUUCAGACGAACACAGUGCCAAGCAUUUGAUCCCAACUAUGUAGAGCACUACUACUCGGACCCAUGUAAGCUUGUAUGCAGACAGGUGGACUACAUCUAUUUCUUCGGAAACGUGGCGGACGGAACGCGGUGUAGCAGUGACCCCCUAAGGAAAGAUGUUUGCAUCGCUGGAGCAUGCCGGUCGGUUGGCUGUGACUACAUUCUGGAGUCGGGUGUUUUCCCUGAUCGCUGUGGUGUCUGUAACGGUAACGGGACAACAUGUGAUAGAGUACAUUUUGAAUACACGGAAAACUGGCAGUAUUGGGGCCCAAAUGCUGCAGCCACAAUGGAAACAUUGCCCGUGGGCUCUACUAAAGUGGUUGCCGCCAAAAGACAAGUAGGAUACAAUGUUCUUGGGAUCCAAAAUUCCGAUGGCGUGUACCUCAUCAGCCUUCCUUCCUGGAGUACUACCGUGUAUGCCGCUGGAACAAAGAUUGUGUACGAGCAUAAUGAAAACCUGUAUAGGGACCGCAUUCUCAUCGAAGGACCGACCACAGAGAAAUUACUGUUAAAGUUUGUAUACGUUUAUGAGGUGAACGGGGGAGUCGACAUCGAUUACUUUAGACCGGUUUCUGGUGUCCUUGGAUCUAAUGUCUCGUACCAAUGGGCAACUUCUAACUGGACAUCUUGCUCAACAACUUGUGCUGGAGGGGAAAGAAGCCGCGUUCUGUAUUGUGUUAGAAGCGAUGACAAUACAUUUGCGUCGCACUCGGCAUGUGACGCUGCCCUAAGACCUGCAAGUGUCGAAGCGUGCAAUACACAGACCUGUCCGCCAGAAUGGCACGUGACUGAAUGGGAUACCUGUUCCAAGACCUGUGGACGAGGGUCCCAGUCCCGCGCUGUAUUUUGCCGAAAGAAGACAACGUCAUCAUCCCAUGAAACUAUCGAUGACCAAAUCUGUCUGGACAGUGGGCUCACAAGGCCGAAUGUCACAGAAGUGUCCAGAUAUUGUAACGAGAUUCCGUGUCCCCCCGAGUGGGUUCCUCUUGCCUGGUCAGAGUGCAGUACCACGUGCUCCACUGGCGUCACAACAAGACAGCUGGAAUGUCGUCGCCUUGAAGCCUCUGGGGUCAUGUCCCCACCAAUACUUCCUGAAAAUUGUGAUCACGCAAUUAAACCGCCAACAUCAGAACCUUGCAACUCGGAUAAUCCCUGUACUCCAAACGAGGAGAUCGAAAUUGCUUGCUUCGUGACAAACUCUGACAUCGCAGUUUUGGCCGAUCUGACUGAAAACCUAGACCUGAAUAACACAGCCGCAAUCGUCCAGCAGUGUACACAGCUCGCGCAUGCGCAGGGCUUUAAGUACUUUGCUUUGGGGGACAAUGGCAUCUGUUACUCUGAUGCUGAUACAAAUACUACGUACUUCUUGAAUGGAGAAACUGGCAAGAAUAAUUGUUAUGCAGGAGUUGGGAGAGCCGGUUAUAUGUUCGUCUAUACUUUAGAAUCUCUUCCAACGCUUGUGAAUCUCGGAUGCUAUCGAGAUGACUACUUUGAUCGCGCCUUACCGACAUUUUACGCCAACAUGCGAGAUCAGAUCGUGUGGGAAAACAUGAACAAGACCAUCUCACAAUGCGCGCACAUUGCACGAAACAAGGAGUACGAUUACUUUGGUGUUCAGUUUUAUGGCGAGUGUUGGUCUAGUUCUACUCCGCUUGCUGACUUGAGCUACACCAGGCACGGAGAUGCUGACAACUGCUGGGCAGGAGUGGGAGGCGACUGGUCUUUUCAGAUGUACAGAUUAGGCACGAAUUCCAAGAAAUGAAGAAAACUGUCUGACUCAAUAGUAUAACUCGGAAAAUCCGGGAAACGGGUGUGGUGGAUAGAUAGUUCUUUUAGAAGAGAGGGAAUUUAGUACAAUUAUAAGGUUUUAGUUAUUAUAUCUUUAAAAGAAAGAUAAUAAAGAUGGUAUACAGGAA